Phoenix dactylifera (date palm) is the source of this 1946-nucleotide messenger RNA. Its product is annotated as CD2-binding protein-like protein. Lineage: Eukaryota; Viridiplantae; Streptophyta; Magnoliopsida; Arecales; Arecaceae. Gene Ontology annotation, cellular component: U5 snRNP. The record is from RefSeq and is a predicted model, not a curated record.
UUCAUUGCACGUGCGAAGGGCUCGUACCGUCUGAUCCGAACCGUGCUGGGAAUCACGUGUGCAUCGCAGGUGCCAGCGCUAGACGACUGCAUAAUAUAAUCUGGUGCUCCGCCCGACCGACCCACCGACCGACCGUCCCGCCGAGUCGAUGGAAGGGAAGGGCCAAAGUUCUCGCCCCAAGCGUCCGCUUCCCGACGACGAUUCCGACCCGUCCCCGCUGCAGAGGAGGGCUAGGUUUCCGAAGGCGAAGAAGGCGAAGAAGGGCAACGAGCUCUCGUUCGGCGGUGAUGGAGACGAGGAGGACUUCCAGCCGAGGUUUGACGCCCAGCUCGCCGCUAAGGAGCGUGCCAAGCGCCGAAGCCAGUUGAGAGAGGAGGAGCUGUUCCGGGACCAGGUGGACAUAUCCUCUGCCGAGGUUCACUAUGAGGAUGAUGCUAAUUUUGAAGAGGAUGGUAUUCGAAUAGAACCAUUUAAUUUGAAGCAAGAAAGAGAAGAGGGAUACUUUGACGAAAAUGGAAAUUUUGUUGAAUAUGCAAGUCAGCAUGAUAUUAAGGAUGCGUGGCUGGAUAAUGUUGAAGUUGAUACGAGAUUCGCAAAAAAACAUCAGGAGAAAGUAAGUGCAGAAGAAGACUAUCAGGACCUUUCUUCAGAGGAUAUAGGAAAGAUAAAGAGGAAUAUUGCAAAUUUACUUCAGCCAGGAGAAACGAUCAUACAAGCUUUAAAAAGGCUUAAAGGCACUUCCAGUGACAACAGAGGAAAGAUGUCAUUAGACGCAAAACAUAUGUUUGAUCAACUCACUGAAUAUGCCAUGAAACUUAUGGAGAAUGGUGAAUACAAUGCUUACCAUGAGGAACGUGAAACUUUCGAGCGGGAGGCAGAAGGAUAUGAGCGCGUAGCUCGUGCAAAGAAUGGUACUUUAGAAAGCGCAGAUAUUGGAAAUUCUGAUGCCAAGAACAGGGAAGAUAUUUUUUCGGAUGGUAUGGGACAUGCAACACACAAUUCUUUGAUAUGGGACAUGGAGCCUGGUCCUUCUGAAGCAAAUGCCUCUACUCUACUAGUCUCAUCUAAUGAUGCCGGUGACAAAUUUGACAUGUUUGCGGACGAUGAUGAGAAUGGUGAUGAAAAUCUUCGGUUUGAUGGCAGUGCUGUGGGUUCAGGUUCUACUUCUGAACCAGUUCUUCAACCCACUUCCGGAAGCUUAGAUUCAAAUGACUUAGAUUCUGCAGAAGCUGCUGAUGGAGGACUGAGGUCAGAUUAUGUAUAUGAUCCAUCAUCUGGCUAUUACUAUAGCAGCAGCUUGGGCUAUUAUUAUGACCCUGCAUCAGGACUGUAUUGCUGUGCUGCAUCAGGAACAUGGUAUUCUUUUGAUGAGCAAACUGGUGCAUACAAUGAGGUCCAGAAUGUUGCCUCUGUCGAAAAUUAAGGUGUCUUCAUAGGAUAGAUCAGAGUUAUGACUUAUCAUUGACAGUACAGCUGGAAGGAAAAAUCCAUUCCUAAAAGUUUGACGCAUGGGACCAUUCAGAGUUGUAGCCAAAUGCAUUGCUGAUGUGUGUAAGAGGAGUAUAAAGAAACAGUUAAUGUAAAGCUAAUCUGAAGCCUGUGGUUUGUGGAUUUGUUCUGCUUUCUUCGGAUGGAACAUUGUGAACUGGUGUGCUUCAUGUCACUGUUAUCUGCCCGCUACAAAUGCAACAACUGUUGUUGUGGGUAAAUGUUGUAGUCAGUUACAUCUAAGCCCCUAAAAUUAUGAUGAGCAAUGUCUGCUGGGGUCCAGUCUUUUGUUCCAGAAUUUCAUUCAAUUGAUGUGGCAAUAUAUUGGAGUUCAACCAGUCUAGCCCGAGAGCCUCCACUCCCUUUCAAUCAUUGGAAGCCAAUUACCUGUCGAAAAAUAAAUUAUACCUAUCUACCAUCUUUGUAAAACAAACUAAAGCCAAAUUGCGUUUUUACUA